GGGGCCGGUGCGCGAGGCUGUCGGCGCGCGCCCAUAGAGACAGAGUGAGGGGGUCAGGCCGGCCGGCGCUGGGCCCCGCGUCUCCUCUCCCUUCCCGCUCUUCUGCGCACGCGUGCCUGAGCAAGCGAGCGAGCGAGCCCUGAGAGGACGGACCCAGGUGUGAUUCCCUUCAGUACGGCGGCACCGUGGAAGUGCAGACUUUCACAGGGGGUGUGGUCUCAGCUCACACAGGUGCUCCAGAGGCUGGUGGACCUGAGCGGAGGCUGGGACGCCCUGGUGGGCCCCGGGCCCUGGAAGGCGGGUCCCGGUGGCCGGUGGCCCAGAAUGAGGCCAGCUCCCAGCAUGCCCUGCAGCCGGACGCCAGCCCCUCGGCCAGCAGCAGUGGUGAUAACGACCCAGUCAUUCUUCAGGCAUCCAAGGAGGAGCCUGGGAGUGGGACCAUGCAGAGCAGCCCCUCCCCUGCUCACCCUCAGCUCCCAGUCCUACAGACACAGAUGGUGUCGGACGGCAUGACAGGCAGCAAUCCUGUGUCCCCUGCCUCAUCCAGUUCCCCAGCCUCUAGUGGGGCAGGCGGCAUCUCCCCCCAGCACAUAGCUCAAGAUUCCUCCCUGGAUGGACCUCCAGGACCCCCAGAUGGUGCCACAGUGCCCCUGGAGGGGUUCAGCUUAUCCCAGGCUGCUGACCUGGCUAACAAGGGCCCGAAGUGGGAGAAGAGCCAUGCCGAAAUCGCGGAACAGGCCAAGCAUGAGGCUGAGAUCGAGACUCGGAUUGCUGAGCUGCGGAAGGAGGGUUUCUGGUCACUGAAGAGGCUGCCUAAGGUGCCAGAGCCCCCUCGCCCCAAAGGUCACUGGGACUAUCUGUGCGAAGAGAUGCAGUGGCUCUCUGCUGACUUUGCUCAGGAGCGCCGCUGGAAACGGGGUGUGGCCCGUAAGGUGGUGCGCAUGGUGAUCCGGCACCACGAGGAGCAGCGGCAGAAAGAGGAACGGGCCCGGAGGGAGGAGCAGGCCAAGCUGCGUCGAAUCGCUUCCACCAUGGCCAAGGAUGUCAGGCAGUUCUGGAGCAAUGUGGAGAAGGUGGUGCAAUUCAAGCAACAGUCCCGGCUUGAGGAAAAGCGCAAAAAAGCCCUGGACCUGCAUUUGGACUUCAUUGUCGGGCAAACUGAAAAGUACUCGGACCUUCUAUCUCAGAGCCUCAACCAGCCGUUAGCCUGCAGCAAAGCAGGCUCUUCCCCUUGCCUCGGCUCUUCCUCAGCUGCCUCCAGUCCUCCACCCCCUGCUUCCCGCCUGGAUGAUGAAGAUGGGGACUUUCAACCCCAAGAGGAGGAGGAAGAGGAUGAUGAGGAAACGAUUGAGGUAGAAGAACAACAGGAGGGCAAUGAUGCAGAGGCCCAGAGGCGUGAGAUUGAGCUGCUUCGCCGUGAGGGAGAAUUGCCACUGGAAGAGCUGCUCCGUUCCCUUCCCCCUCAACUACUGGAAGGGCCUUCCAGCCCCUCUCAAACCCCCUCAUCUCAUGAUAGUGACACCCGAGAUGGGCCUGAAGAAGGUGCUGAAGAAGAGCCCCCUCAGGUGUUGGAGGUAAAGCCCCCACCCUCUGCUGUCACACAGCGAAACAAACGGCCUUGGCAUCCAGAUGAAGAUGAUGAAGAGUUUACUGCCAAUGAGGAGGAAGCGGAGGAUGAAGAGGACACUAUAGCAGCUGAGGAACAGUUGGAAGGGGAGGUGGAUCAUGCCGUGGAGCUGAGCGAGUUGGCUCGAGAAGGUGAGCUUUCCAUGGAGGAGCUGUUGCAGCAGUAUGCAGGAGCCUAUGCCCCAGGCUCUGGGAGCAGUGAUGAUGAGGAUGAAGAUGAGGUUGAUGCUAAUAGCUCUGAUUGUGAACCAGAGGGGGCCGUGGAAGCGGAAGAAGCUCCUCAGGAGGAUAGUAGCAGUCAGUCAGACUCUGUGGAGGACCAGAGUGAGGAUGAGGAAGAUGAACAUUCAGAAGAGGAAGAAACAAGUGGAAGUUCAGCAUCAGAGGAAUCUGAGUCCGAAGAGUCUGAGGAUGCCCAAUCACAGAGCCAAGCAGAUGAAGAGGAGGAAGAUGAUGAUUUUGGGGUGGAGUACUUGCUUGCCAGGGAUGAAGAGCGGAGUGAGGCAGAUGCAGGCAGUGGGCCUCCCACUCCAGGGCCCACCACUACUCUAGGUCCAAAGAAAGAAAUUACUGACAUUGCUGCAGCAGCUGAAAGUCUCCAGCCCAAGGGUUACACGCUGGCCACUACCCAGGUAAAGACGCCCAUCCCCCUGCUUCUGCGGGGCCAGCUCCGGGAGUACCAGCACAUUGGCCUAGACUGGCUGGUUACCAUGUAUGAGAAGAAGCUUAAUGGCAUUCUUGCUGAUGAGAUGGGGCUUGGGAAGACCAUCCAGACCAUCUCCCUGCUUGCCCACUUGGCUUGUGAGAAAGGUAACUGGGGUCCCCAUUUAAUCAUUGUUCCCACCAGUGUGAUGUUGAACUGGGAAAUGGAGUUGAAACGGUGGUGCCCCAGCUUUAAAAUCCUCACUUACUAUGGAGCCCAGAAAGAGAGGAAGCUCAAGCGGCAGGGCUGGACCAAGCCCAAUGCCUUCCAUGUUUGUAUCACAUCUUACAAGCUGGUGCUGCAGGACCACCAGGCCUUCCGCCGCAAGAAUUGGCGCUAUCUCAUUCUGGAUGAGGCGCAGAACAUCAAGAACUUCAAGUCACAGCGCUGGCAGUCACUCCUCAACUUCAACAGCCAGAGGCGCCUGCUCCUGACAGGAACUCCCUUGCAGAACAGCCUCAUGGAGCUGUGGUCCUUGAUGCACUUUUUGAUGCCCCAUGUCUUCCAGUCUCAUCGCGAGUUCAAGGAGUGGUUCUCUAAUCCCCUAACUGGCAUGAUUGAGGGCAGCCAAGAGUAUAAUGAAGGUCUUGUCAAACGCCUCCACAAGGUUUUGAGGCCUUUUUUACUGCGCCGAGUUAAGGUGGAUGUUGAGAAGCAGAUGCCCAAAAAGUAUGAGCAUGUUAUCCGCUGCAGGCUCUCCAAGCGUCAACGCUGUCUCUAUGAUGACUUCAUGGCACAAACCACAACUAAGGAGACACUAGCCACAGGCCAUUUCAUGAGCGUCAUCAACAUUUUGAUGCAGCUGAGAAAAGUUUGCAAUCAUCCAAAUCUGUUCGACCCUCGACCGGUUACCUCCCCUUUCAUCACCCCAGGCAUCUGCUUCAGCACCGCCUCUCUGGUGCUAAGGGCCACGGAUGUCCAUCCCCUCCAGCGGAUAGACAUGGGUCGAUUUGACCUUAUUGGCCUGGAAGGUCGUGUCUCUCGAUAUGAGACAGACACAUUUCUGCCCCGGCACCGCCUCUCUCGCCGGGUACUGCUAGAGGUGGCUACUGCUCCUGAUCCCCCACCCCGGCCCAAGCCAGUCAAGAUGAAGGUCAACAGGAUGCUGCAGCCAGUACCUAAGCAAGAAGGCCGGACAGUGGUCGUAGUGAACAACCCACGGACGCCCCUGGGCCCUGUCCCGGUUCGACCCCCUCCAGGUCCUGAGCUCUCAGCCCAGCCCACCCCUGGCCCAGCCCCCUCAGUGCUGCCAGCACCACUGAUGGUUUCAGCCUCACCUGCUGGGCCCCCGCUUAUUCCUGCAUCUCGGCCUCCUGGCCCUGUCAUCUUGCCUCCACUGCAGCCAAACAGUGGUUCUCUCACUCAGGUGUUGCCAUCCCCCCUGGGAGUCCUGAGUGGGACCUCACGGCCUCCCACGCCAACCUUGUCCCUAAAGCCAACACCACCUGCCCCAGUUCGCCUGAGCCCAGCCCCACCUCCAGGCUCCUCUAGCCUGUUGAAGCCCCUGACAGUGCCACCAGGUUACACCUUCCCUCCUGCUGCUGCCACCACCUCUUCUACCACCACGGCAACUGCUACCACUACAGCAGUGCCAGUUCCGACUCCUGCACCACAGCGCCUCAUUCUAUCUCCCGAUAUGCAAGCUCGCCUGCCCUCAGGUGAAGUGGUCAGCAUCGGGCAGUUAGCCUCACUGGCACAACGUCCAGUGGCUAAUGCAGGGGGAAGCAAACCUCUCACCUUCCAAAUCCAGGGCAACAAGCUGACACUGACUGGUGCCCAGGUGCGCCAGCUUGCUGUGGGGCAGCCCCGCCCGCUGCAAAGGAAUGUGGUGCACCUCGUGUCAGCAGGGGGGCAGCACCACCUCAUCAGCCAGCCUGCCCAUGUGGCCCUCAUCCAGGCCGUGGCCCCGACCCCUGGCCCUACCCCUGUCUCUGUGCUGCCUUCUUCGACCCCCAGCACCACCCUUGCCCCCACUGGCCUCAGCCUUCCGCUUGCUGCUAACCAGGUGCCACCAACCAUGGUGAAUAAUACAGGCGUGGUGAAGAUUGUAGUGAGACAAGCCCCUCGGGAUGGACUGACUCCUGUUCCUCCGUUGGCCCCAGCACCCCGGCCUCCGAGCUCUGGGCUUCCAGCUGUGUUGAAUCCACGCCCCACGUUAACCCCUGGCCGGCUACCCACACCUACUCUGGGUACUGCCCGAGCCCCCAUGCCCACACCCACUCUGGUGAGGCCUCUUCUCAAGCUGGUCCACAGUCCUUCACCUGAAGUCAGUGCUUCAACCCCCGGAACUGCCCCCUUGACCAUCUCUUCUCCUCUCCAUGUGCCAUCCUCACUCCCUGGGCCAGCCUCUUCUCCAAUGCCAAUUCCCAACUCCUCUCCUCUUGCUAGUCCUGUGUCCUCUACAGUCUCAGUUCCAGCGUCAUCUUCACUCCCCAUCUCUGUCCCCACCACACUUCCUGCCCCAGCCUCGGCUCCACUCACCAUCCCCAUCUCAGCCCCCUUGCCUGUUUCCGCUUCGAGCCCAGCUCUGUUGACCAGUGUGACUCCACCACUGGCACCUGUUGUCCCAGCGGCUCCUGGACCUCCAUCCUUGGCACCAUCUGGUGCUUCCCCGUCAGCAUCAGCCUUGACUCUAGGUUUGGCCACAGCUCCGUCCCUGUCUUCAUCUCAGACACCUGGUCACCCUCUGUUGUUGGCUCCCACCUCUUCACAUGUUCCAGGGUUGAACUCAACUGUGGCCCCAGCAUGCUCACCUGUCCUGGUGCCAGCUUCAGCUCUGGCCAAUCCUUUUCCGGCAGCACCAAAUCCAGCUCCAGCUCAGGCUUCCCUUCUGGCUCCAGCAUCUUCUGCAUCUCAGGCUCUAGCCACCCCUCUGGCUCCUAUGGCAUCUCCACAGACAGCAAUUCUGGCUCCUUCUCCAGCUCCUCCUCUGGCUCCUCUUCCAGUCCUGGCACCAUCGCCAGGUCCUGCUCCUGUCCUGGCUUCAUCACAGACUCCGGUUCCAGUUAUGGCUCCAUCGUCUACUCCAGGAACCUCUUUAGCCUCAGCUUCACUGGUACCAGCUCCAACCCCUGUGUUGGCUUCAUCAUCAACUCAAACUUUGCUACCAGCCCCGGUUCCAUCACCUCUCCCGAGCCCGGCUUCUACACAGACACUGGCCCUAGCCCCAGCUUUAGCACCCACUCUUGGAGGCUCAUCUCCAUCUCAGACACUCUCUUUGGGCACGGGGAACCCCCAGGGACCCUUUCCAACUCAGACAUUGUCAUUAACUCCAGCAUCAUCCCUGGUACCAACUCCAGCCCAGACACUGUCUUUGGCACCAGGACCACCACUGGGUCCAACUCAGACGCUGUCUCUGGCUCCAGCACCUCCUCUGGCUCCAGCUUCUCCGAUGGGCCCAGCCGCAGCUCACACGCUGACUUUGGCUCCAGCAUCGUCAUCUGCUUCACUCCUGGCCCCAGCUUCAGUGCAGACACUGACCUUGAGCCCUGCCCCAGUUCCUAAGCUGGGCCCGGCUGCAGCUCAGACCUUGGCGCUGGCCCCAGCCUCCACACAGUCCCCAGCUUCCCAGGCAUCUUCCCUUGCGGUUUCGGCAUCUGGUGCCGCUCCCUUGCCUGUCACCAUGGUAUCCCGGCUGCCUGUUUCCAAGGAUGAGCCUGACACACUGACAUUGCGCUCUGAUCCCCCCAGCCCUCCCUCCACUGCUACCUCGUUUGGUGGCCCCCGGCCUCGACGCCAGCCCCCCCCACCACCUCGUUCCCCUUUUUAUCUGGACUCCCUGGAGGAAAAGCGGAAGCGGCAGCGGUCUGAACGCCUGGAACGGAUUUUCCAACUUAGUGAGGCUCAUGGGGCCCUGGCACCUGUGUAUGGGACUGAAGUCCUGGAUUUCUGUACCCUACCCCAACCUGUUGCCAGCCCCAUCGGCCCUCGUUCUCCUGGCCCCAGCCACCCCACCUUUUGGACUUAUACCGAGGCUGCCCACCGGGCUGUACUGUUUCCCCAGCAGCGACUAGACCAGCUGUCAGAAAUCAUUGAGAGGUUCAUCUUUGUCAUGCCUCCUGUGGAGGCACCUCCCCCUUCCCUGCAUGCCUGCCACCCACCUCCUUGGCUGGCCCCACGUCAGGCAGCCUUCCAGGAGCAAUUGGCCUCUGAGCUCUGGCCCCGGGCUCGUCCUUUGCACCGUAUUGUGUGUAACAUGCGCACCCAGUUCCCCGACUUGAGACUCAUCCAGUAUGAUUGCGGAAAACUGCAGACGUUGGCAGUGCUGUUGCGGCAGCUCAAGGCAGAGGGCCACCGAGUGCUCAUCUUCACCCAGAUGACCCGAAUGCUGGAUGUAUUGGAGCAGUUUCUCACCUACCAUGGCCAUCUCUACCUGCGCCUGGAUGGGUCUACUAGAGUUGAACAGAGACAGGCCUUGAUGGAACGGUUCAAUGCAGACAAACGCAUAUUCUGCUUCAUCCUUUCAACUCGGAGUGGGGGUGUGGGCGUGAACCUGACAGGAGCAGACACUGUUGUUUUUUAUGACAGCGACUGGAAUCCCACCAUGGAUGCUCAGGCCCAGGACCGCUGUCACCGAAUUGGCCAGACCCGGGAUGUUCACAUAUAUAGGCUUAUCAGUGAACGGACAGUGGAGGAGAACAUCCUAAAAAAGGCAAAUCAGAAGAGAAUGUUGGGAGACAUGGCCAUUGAGGGAGGCAACUUCACCACAGCCUAUUUUAAACAGCAGACCAUCCGAGAGCUGUUUGAUAUGCCCCUGGAGGAACCUUCUAGCUCAUCUGUGUCCUCUGCCCCUGAAGAGGAAGAAGAGACUGUGGCCAGCAAGCAGACUCAUAUUCUGGAGCAGGCAUUGUGUCGGGCAGAAGAUGAAGAGGAUAUCCGUGCAGCCACCCAGGCCAAGGCUGAACAGGUGGCUGAGCUUGCAGAAUUUAAUGAGAACGAUGGGUUUCCUGCUUGUGAGGGAGAGGAGGCUGGCCGGCCUGGGGCUGAGGAUGAGGAGAUGUCCCGGGCUGAGCAGGAAAUUGCUGCCCUCGUAGAACAGCUGACCCCCAUUGAGCGUUAUGCCAUGAAAUUCCUGGAGGCCUCACUGGAGGAGGUGAGCCGAGAGGAGCUCAAACAGGCAGAAGAGCAAGUGGAAGCUGCCCGCAAAGACCUGGACCAAGCCAAGGAGGAGGUGUUCCGCCUACCCCAAGAGGAGGAGGAGGGGCCAGGGGCUGGGGAUGAGAGUUCCUGUGGGACUGGUGGAGGCACCCACCGGCGCAGUAAAAAGGCCAAGGCCCCUGAGAGGCCAGGGACUCGUGUCAGUGAGCGUCUUCGUGGAGCCCGGGCUGAGACUCAAGGGGCAAACCACACUCCUGUCAUAUCCGCCCAUCAAACUCGCAGCACCACCACACCGCCCCGCUGCAGUCCUGCCAGGGAGAGAGUUUCCAGGCCAGCACCUAGGCCUCGACCCACUCCAGCUUCAGCUCCAACUGCAAUUCCUGCCCUUGUUCCUGUCCCAGUCUCUGCCCCAGUACCCAUUUCAACCCCAAAUCCAAUAACCAUUCUCCCUGUCCAUAUAUUGCCUUCUCCUCCCCCUCCACAGAUUCCUCCUUGUUCUCCUGCCUGCACCCCUCCUCCCGCCUGUACCCCUCCACCAGCUCAUACACCGCCUCCAGCCCAAACCUGUCUUUUAACUCCUUCCUCUCCUCUCUUGCUUGGUCCACCUUCUGUGCCCAUUUCUCCCCCAGUCACCAACCUCCCCUUGGGCUUGAGGCCUGAGGCAGAACUGUGUGCCCAGGCAUUGGCAUCUCCAGAGUCCCUGGAGCUGGCUUCUGUGGCCAGUUCAGAAACCUCCUCACUUACUCUUGUGCCCCCUAAAGAUCUGUUGCCAGUUGCUGUGGAGAUCCUGCCUGUGUCAGAGAAGAACCUUUCUCUCACCCCUUCUGCACCCAGCCCGACCUUGGAGGCUGGCAGUGUCCCUAACGGUCAAGAACAGGAGGUACCAGAUUCUGCUGAGGGCACCACCCUUACAGUGCUGCCUGAAGGUGAGGAGUUGCCCCUGUGUGUGAGUGAGAGCAAUGGCCUGGAGCUCCCACCCUUAGCAGCAUCUGAUGAGCCACUUCAGGAGCCACUGGAAGCUGACAGGACCUCGGAAGAGCUGGCAGAGGCCCAGACCCCAACCUCCAGCCCAGAGAAGCUACAGGAACUUGUUACACCUGAGGUUGCAGCUCCAUCCACCUCAUCUUCAGCCACUUCCUCGCCUGAGGGUCCUUCACCUGCCCGACCUCCUCGGCGUCGCACCAGUGCUGAUGUGGAAAUUAGGGGUCAAGGGACUGGUCGGUCAGGACAACCACCAGGCCCCAAAGUGCUUCGAAAGCUGCCAGGACGGCUAGUAACUGUGGUAGAGGAAAAGGAACUGGUGCGGCGGCGGCGGCAGCAUCGGGGAGCUGCCAGCACCCUAGUGCCUGGGGUCUCUGAGACUAGCGCCAGCCCAGGAAGCCCGUCUGUCCGCAGCAUGUCAGGGCCAGAAUCCUCCCCUCCCAUUGGUGGGCCUUGUGAAGCUGCUCCUUCAUCCUCACUGCCCACUCCACCCCAGCAGCCCUUCAUUGCUCGCCGUCACAUUGAGCUGGGGGUGACUGGUGGUGGCACCCCAGAGAAUGGAGACGGAGCACUGCUUGCCAUCACCCCACCUGCUGUGAAACGUCGGAGGGGGAGGCCCCCCAAGAAGAACAGGUCUCCAGCAGAUGCUGGGAGAGGUGUGGAUGAGGCACCGUCAUCCACCUUGAAGGGAAAAACCAAUGGGACUGACCCAGUCCCUCGGCCUGAGACCCUAAUUGUUGCAGAGCCUGUCCUGGAACCACAGUUUGUUCCUGGGCCCCAGCCUCUUGGACCCCAGCCACUUCACAGACCCAAUCCUAUCCUGUCACCUGUGGAGAAAAGAAGGCGAGGGCGACCCCCCAAGGCACGAGAUUUGCCCAACCCUGGGACCAUUUCCUCUCCAGGGGAUGGCAACUCCGAAAGUCGGACACAGCCACCCCCACACCCAUCACCCCUAACCCCACUCCCACCACUGCUAGCUUGUCCCACUGCUACUGUUGCCAACACUGUCACCACUGUCACCAUUUCAACGUCCCCACCCAAACGGAAGAGGGGCCGACCUCCCAAGAAUCCUCCAUCACCUCGGCCCAGCCAGCUCCCUGUGUUGGACCGUGACAGCACUUCUGUCCUCGAGAGCUGUGGAUUGGGGAGGCGACGGCAACUGCAGGGCCAAGGGGAGAGUGAGGGUAGUUCCUCUGAUGAGGAUGGAAGCCGCCCCCUCACCCGCCUGGCCCGCCUUCGGCUUGAAGCAGAAGGAAUGCGAGGACGGAAGAGUGGAGGGUCCAUGGUGGUGGCUGUAAUUCAGGAUGACCUGGACUUAGCAGAUAGCGGGCCAGGCGGGUUGGAAAUGACACCUCCUGUGGUCUCAUUAGCCCCAAAACUGCGCUCGACCCGGCUGCGUCCAGGGUCUCUAGUCCCCCCACUAGAGACUGAGAAGGUGCCUCGCAAACGAGCAGGGGCCCCAGUUGGUGGGGGUCCUGGGCUGGCAAAGCGGGGCCGCCUGCAGCCCCCAAGUCCCCUGGGGCCUGAGGGUUCGGUAGAGGAGUCUGAGGCUGAAGCCUCAGGUGAGGAGGAGGAAGGGGAUGGGACCCCACGCCGACGUCCUGGUCCCCGCCGGCUUGUUGGGACCACCAACCAAGGGGACCAGCGCAUCUUGCGCAGCAGUGCCCCUCCCUCCCUGGCUGGCCCUACUGUUAGUUACAGAGGCCGCAAGGCCAAGACGUGAGUGGGCUGCCCCUCCACCUAGGCUUUCCACCGUGGCCGCUCCCUCCAUGACCAGGCCUGACUCUGUUAACCACUACUUGAAGUCUUGAGGGGGAAAGCCUCCAGGGAGACAUAGGGGCCUUCUCCCUUCUUCCCACCAAAGUAGGGGGUAGGCAACUGGUUGUCAUGGAAAUGGGGAUCAUCACAGCCCCCCUCCCCUUCACCCCACGUGGCUGGGCAGUGUUAAGGGUGGCAAGAUAGUCUCUGUCCCCACCCCCUUGUACUUGAUUCCCCAGCUGUCUUUCACAGCCCCCCACCCUUAGGGGAAAGGGGAGGGGCUUCUCUACAAUGAGGUUUUUUUCUUUUUUUCUUUUUUUCUUUUUUUUUUUUUUUAAGAAGAAAAAAUAAUAAACUUAGUUUCUGUACGAGCA
Molecule: messenger RNA, 10539 nt
Organism: Cercocebus atys (sooty mangabey)
Lineage: Eukaryota; Metazoa; Chordata; Mammalia; Primates; Cercopithecidae
Gene: SRCAP
Product: Snf2-related CREBBP activator protein
Exons: 34
Coding region: 441-10130 (3229 amino acids)
Cellular component (GO): Swr1 complex
Molecular function (GO): histone binding; DNA binding; ATP hydrolysis activity
Source: RefSeq, a predicted model, not a curated record